Messenger RNA from Corylus avellana, 1178 nucleotides. Lineage: Eukaryota; Viridiplantae; Streptophyta; Magnoliopsida; Fagales; Betulaceae. The record is from RefSeq and is a predicted model, not a curated record.
AUGGUUAGUCUAAACAGCAGCUCCAUCGAUUUUUCCUACAACAAUUUAACAGGUCCAGUCCCAAGUAGUACCAUUUUCAAAGAUGCACCUGCAAAAGCUUAUGUUGGAAACUCUAGUUUGUGUGGAGAUGCAGAAGGACUAACUCUUUGUUCCAAAAAGAAAAAGCAUUAUAAUCCGACUCUAUUAGCUGUCCUCAUUCCUGUCUGCGGUCUAUUAGUACUGCUUGCAACCAUUGUUGCUGGACUCCUAAUACGAUACCAGAAGACCAAACUCCUGGUUGAAGAAAAUAAAACAAUUUUAGAGUGUGAGGAGAAGGACGAGUCACUGAUAUGGGGAAGAGAGGGUAAAUUUACAUUUGGGGAUAUCGUGAAGGCCACUGAAAACUUCCAUGAGAAUUAUUGUAUUGGAAAAGGAGGAUUUGGAAGCGUUUACAAAACAGCAUUGUCGACAGGUCAAAUUGUUGCAAUUAAAAGAUUUAACAUGUCACAAUCCAGUAGCAUCUUAGUUGCCAAUCACAAGAGUUUUGAGAAUGAGAUUCACAUGUUGACAGAAGUUAGGCACCGCAAUAUCAUUAAGCUUUAUGGGUUCCGUGCCAGUCGGUGGUGCAUAUACUUGGUUUAUGAAUAUGUGGAGAAAGGCAGUUUGGGAAAUGUACUGUAUGGGGUGGAAGGGAAUGCAGAACUGGAUUGGGGUAGAAGGGUGAAGAUCGUGCAAGGUGUGGCUCAUGCAAUUGCUUACUUGCACCAUGAUUGUUCUCCUCCAAUUGUGCACCGAGACAUAACGGUGAACAACAUCUUGCUGGAGUUAGAGCUCGAACCGCAGCUCUCAGAUUUUGGCAUUGCUAGAUUGUUGAGUUCAAAUACAACUAACUGGACAACAAUUGCUGGGUCUUAUGGCUACAUGGCUCCAGGUAAGCUAACAAUCUAGUUUCUAGAUUUUUGUUUUAGGAUAGACUUUAAUAAUUAUGAAAAUAGUUUUUAAAAGAAAGGUAGCUGUUUGAGUAAUGGAGUAGGAUCGGGUCCCUGAAAUUCCCUCUUGAAUUCCUUAGAAUCGAGAAAAGAAAUUUCAGGGGAUCCUUAUUUAGUGGAGUAUGAGAAACCCUUCAAAGAAGAAAGAGUUUCUAAUAUUAGGAAUUGUUUAUCUUAUCCUUAUAUGGAUGUCGAUUUUGUUUUAUGGAU